AUGAGUGUAUGGAAUAUUACCGCACGGGCAUUUGGUUAUGUGGACCCGAACUUUCCUAAUCCUGGCGGAGAAAAUGAUACCAGCAUCAUUAUCUAUGGGUAUACACCUUCGAUCGCCAUCGCAGCUUUUGCAGCCUCAUGGUUCUUUCUUCACCUGAUCACUCAUACUGCACGAACUUUCAAGUAUCGAAGUUGGUGGUGGUUGACAUUUUCCACCGGUCUGGUCUUCGAGAUAGUAGGCUAUAUCGCAAGGAGCCUAUCAGCCAAAAAAGACCCAUAUCAUCUGAUCUACUUCGUGCUCAAUUAUUUCUUCAUCGUUACUGCACCAGUAUUCCUUGCUGCUGGCGUAUACACCAUUCUCUCGGCGCUUAUAGCUAGGCUUGGAAAUAAGUACUCCUUCUUACGCCCUACCUUCAUUUUAGCUUUCUUCAUCACCUCCGACACGAUCUCAACAAUUAUACAAGUUGCUGGUGCGUCUUUGGUUGGCGUUAAGGAGUCUCGACACCAGGAUCCCACGACGGCAAACAAUAUUCUUCUCGCUGGCCUUGCGUACCAAGUCUUUGCUAUGAGCAUUUUUGUUAUGUUGAUGGCAGCUUUCGAAUUUCGCGCUCGCCAUGCGAUUAGAGAACACGGGCUGCAAGUGUUUUGUCUCUCUUUCUCCGUAUCCACUCUCAUGAUUUAUAUGCGAACUAUCUUCCGUCUUAUUGAGACAGCUGAAGGUUUGGGAGGAAAACUAUCAACACAUGAGGUUUACUUUGCAUGUCUCGAAUUUGCGCCCAUUGCGCUUGUGGCUCUUCUGUUCUGUAUUUGGCAUCCUGGUCGCUGUCUUGGGGCAAAGGUACGUUCUACCAACGAAAAACACCGAACGUGA
This is a messenger RNA of Penicillium angulare, 870 nucleotides long. RefSeq names its product RTA1 domain-containing protein. The transcript is spliced from 2 exons. Gene Ontology annotation, cellular component: membrane. The coding region runs from base 1 to 870 and encodes 289 amino acids. Lineage: Eukaryota; Fungi; Ascomycota; Eurotiomycetes; Eurotiales; Aspergillaceae. The record is from RefSeq and is a predicted model, not a curated record.